Molecule: messenger RNA, 5493 nt
Organism: Daphnia magna
Lineage: Eukaryota; Metazoa; Arthropoda; Branchiopoda; Diplostraca; Daphniidae
Gene: Pkn
Product: serine/threonine-protein kinase N
Biological process (GO): protein phosphorylation; signal transduction
Molecular function (GO): small GTPase binding; ATP binding; protein serine/threonine kinase activity
Source: RefSeq, a predicted model, not a curated record
GAUAGCAUAUUUGGCGUGCACAACGAACGUCGCACUGCGUCGCCAACAUUUUCCACCCACAAACACGAGAGUCCAGUUCCGAUCCGACUCGGCCAUCGGACAGUCGGCGUUCACUUUCCGCCCUCACGAUAUCGAAUCGCGUGAAAACCUCGUGUGUGUGUGUGUCUGUAUGUGUGUGUGUGUGUGUGUCCUUUAUUUGACUCUCUAUCUCUCUCUGUCGUUUUAAAGUUUGUGUUUGGUGACAUCGAAUAGUCAUCAGGAAAUCAAAACACGACAGGUCUUUUAAAUAGAAUCAGAAGAUAUCCAAACAGGACAUUAAAAGGUACACGACGAAAUCGAUUGUUUGCGUGACGUUGUCAAUUCCGUCCCCUCCCACUAUAGUUAAAUUUGUGUCUGUGGAUGAGAAACGGAUUAUGGAUUACGUCUCGUCCAUCGCGGCGCUCAAUCGCGUCGUCCGUCAUCUCAGCCAAUCGCUAAUGGUCGACAAGAGAAUGGCCCUCAAGGGCGAUUACAUCCGUUAUCCUGCCCUGCUGGAGUUGAGCAGUAAAUAUGGUCUGCAGACGGACGUGUCGGACGCUUCGCUCGGCCAACAGCUGGAAGACUUGCGAGAGCAGAUCCGCCGUGAGAUUCGCAAGGAGCUCAAAAUCAAAGAGGGAGCAGAGAACUUUAAGAAAGUGGCCACGGACAAACGGUCGCUCGCGGACGUGACGGCGAUGGUCAAAAAAGCCAACAACAAAUUGCAGGAAUUACAGGCGGAGUUGCAAGAGCUGGACUCGCAGAUCCUGUUGACGCAAGGGCAGGGCAGCUGCGGCCAAGGUAGCACCAUGAUGUUGAUGAACAUGAACACGCCACCAGCACCCAUGUCGCCACCUGUCCAUCACAGCCAGCAGUCGUCCACCGUUUCGAAUAGCCUCGGCGGAAGCGUCGUCGGCGGCAACGGCAACAUCGUCGGAGGCAAUCAUCAUUCGUCGACCCUCGGCAGCCAGCCGUCGAGUAUCGGAUCCAGCAACGGAUACGAGACGCCAAUGUCGCCGGGUGAUGUGGCCGUCCAACGGCCGGACGAAGGCUCGCUGUCGGAACAGCGGAUCUCGUCGCUCGAGAAGCAGCUAAACAUUGAACAGAAGGUGAAACAAGGCGCGGAGAACAUGAUCCAGCAGUACUGCAACGGACCGACGCGCGACAAGAAACUGCUGGCCGAAGCGCAGCAAAUGCUGGCCGAUUCCAAGGCCAAAAUCGAGUACAUCAAAAUGCGCAUCAUGAAGGUGAAGCAGGUCCAGUCGGAAGAAAUGGACGGCAAAGGCUCCGCCGAUGGAUCGCGAGUCAGAGGAGACCGUAAUUGUGACUUUGGACUGAUGACGCCGUUGGAGGUCCGGAUCGAGGAGCUGCGCCACCAUUUGCGGAUUGAAUCAGCUGUCGUGGAAGGAGCUAAAAACGUCAUCCGGCUGCUCCAAUCUGCCCGUUCCACUGAUAAGAAAGCUUUACAAGAGGCGCAGGCCAGUUUGUCCGAGUCAAGCCAACGGCUGGACCUGAUCCGGCAUUCGCUGGAGCUGCGCAACAAGGAGCUGCCGCCGCAGCAAUCGGCCAAGGCCAUGGAACUGAAGAAGGAGCUGGAAUCUUACACGGCGUCGAGUCCGACGCCAUCGGGCGGCAGCAGCUACGUCAGCCUGCAGCCGUUCAAACAGGGCCAGGGAGGCGGACAGGCUGGCGACACGCCGACGUCGUGCUCGUCUUCGUCCCAUUUGCUGGGCAAAUCGGCCGCCAUCACCGGCAAGCUAGAAGUGCGCCUGAUGGGAUGUCAAGAUCUACUGGAGGACGUUCCAGGCCGAUCGCGGCGAGAUUCCACUCACUCGGCUCCCAAUGACCUGAAAUCCUUCGUCAAAGGUGUGACAGGUAGAAGUUCGUCCAAAUCUUAUAGCGUCAAGGACGAGACGAGUAACGAGAUCAUGGCCGUCAUCAAGUUGGACAAUGUGACGGUGGCGCAGACGAACUGGCGGCCGUGCUCGCAACAGGCCUGGGACCAGCGUUUCAGCAUCGAUUUGGACAAAUCGCGCGAGGUGGAGAUCGACAUUUACUGGCGCGACUGGCGCUCCCUGUGCGGAGUCAAGUUCCUGCGCCUCGAAGAGUUCAUCGACGACGUCCGGCACGGGAUGGCUCUCCAGCUCGAACCGCAGGGGCUGCUCUUUGCCGAGAUCAAGUUCCUCAACCCGAUGAUCUCGCGCAAACCCAAACUGCAGCGCCAGAGACGCAUCUUCAAACAGCAAGGCAAAAACUUACCGCGUUACAAUCAGAUGAACAUCAACGUGGCGACGUGGGCGCGGAUCAUCAAACGGUCGCAACCUAACGAACACCAGCACUCAACGUCGAGCUCGUUAUCGUCGGGAGGAUCGGUGGUUCGGCCGAGCAGCUUGUCGUCGUCGACGCGUCCGCUCCCGCUCAAUUUGAUCACGUCGCCGGCGUCCAUCUCGUUGCCACCGGCUUCGACCAGCAGCAAUUGCAGCCCUCCGCCUCAGCUGGAGACGCACUCGGCCGAGGCGCAGCAGCACGUGUCCUCGCCGCAGGAGAACAACAGCCACAAGCAAUUGGAGCUGACGGUGAGCGAGAAGCCGCAAAAUUACCAUCAUCCUCAUCAUCAUGCACAGCCACAUCCCGCUGCUCACGCGGGAGUGUCUUCCGGCAUGGCGGGCACGUCGAUGGCGCGACCACUGAGCCUCAGCUUGUCGUCGCCGAUCGUGCCGAUGCCGCUGAGCAGCAGCGGCGGCGGCGCUAACGUUGUCACCUCGCCCGUCACGCCGACGGCACUGACGUCGACCGUCGUGCCCAUCCAAUUUCCGCCGUCAGGUAAGAAACCGGCGCCUCCGCCGCCGCCGCGCACCACGUCCGUCGUCACCAUCGGACACACGACGCCCGUCCAACCGUCGGCACAGCCGCCGCAGCCUGGCCCGCGAACGUACCACCACACCACCACUCCGUCCGACACGGUAGAAGAAGUCAAGGUGUUCCCUCCUGUGAGACGUCCAGGCCGGCCAAUGGACUACCGUGACAGCGCCUAUGAAUCACGUCGUACCUCUCAAUUCACUGGUGGCAUUUCGCUGGACAACUUCCGCUUUAUCAGCGUCUUGGGCCGCGGCCACUUCGGCAAAGUCAUUCUGGCACAAUAUCGCAAUACUGGCGAGUACUUUGCCAUUAAAGCGCUGAAAAAGGGCGACAUCAUUGCACGUGACGAGGUCGAAUCGCUUUUGGCCGAGAAGCGCAUCUUCGAGGUGGCCAAUUCCACCCGCCAUCCCUUCCUCGUCAAUCUCUUCUCCUGCUUCCAGACCGAUACGCACGUUUGUUUCGUAAUGGAGUACGCAGCCGGCGGCGAUCUGAUGAUGCACAUCCACGCGGACGUGUUCACGGAGCCGCGUGCCGUCUUUUAUGCCGCCUGCGUCGUUCUUGGCCUUCAAUAUUUGCACGAGAACAAAAUCAUUUACAGAGAUUUAAAGUUGGACAAUUUACUGCUGGACACGGAAGGCUACGUGAAAAUAGCCGAUUUUGGAUUGUGCAAGGAAGGCAUGGGAUUCGGAGACCGGACGGGCACUUUCUGCGGAACGCCCGAAUUUUUGGCGCCCGAGGUGCUGACCGAACCCACGUACACGAGGGCCGUCGACUGGUGGGGUCUCGGCGUCCUGAUCUUUGAGAUGCUGGUCGGCGAAUCGCCAUUCCCCGGCGACGAUGAGGAGGAAGUCUUUGACAGCAUCGUCAACGACGAAGUUCGUUAUCCGCGAUUCCUGUCGCUCGAAGCUAUCGCCAUCAUGCGGAGGUUGCUGCGCAAGAAUCCGGAGAGACGCCUGGGAGCCAGCGAACGAGAUGCCGAAGAUGAAAAGCAGGCAUUCUUCCGACACGUUCACUGGGAAGACCUAUUGGCCCGGAGGCUGAAACCCCCCUUCGUGCCGACUAUCAGAUCGAUGGAGGACGUGAGCAACUUUGAUGAAGAGUUCACGUCGGAGAAACCAAUCCUGACACCACCCAAGGAUCCCCGUAUCCUGUCGGAUGACGAUCAGUCUCUUUUCAAAGAUUUCACCUACAUGGCCGACUGGUGUUGAUUGGUGUUACUUAACAUCAAAUUCUUCUUUCUUUUUCUGCGUGCAUUUCCCACUUUUUUUCCUCUCUCUCUUUCUGCCUCUCCUUUAUUUUAAAAACUAAAAAAAAAAAAAAAAAAAUUAUAGUUUGGGGCCUCAAAUCCCUCCCCACCACCCAAUCCCCACCCUCUCACUCGUUGAUUAAUCAUCUAACCAAACAUUUUUUUUUUUUUCUCUUGCCUCCUGGCAAACCCUCCCUCCCACUACUACAAUUUAGCUUAACUCGAAACAUUUGUCUGGGGGGGGUUUCGUGUACAUUAUGUUUCUCGAUAGGAAUACCUUUGUUCUUUUGUAUUCUCAUUUAUAAUUUUUUUUUUUUUUUUUACGAGGGUUAGGGUGGGAGGGAAGGGGUGUCACGAUGGGAUGCAAUUUUUUCCGCAGCUCUUACCACAAUAAAAGUAAUAAUAAUAAUAGUAAUGAAACAAAAUAUAUGCAAAACGAAGAAAAAAAGAAUGAAUAGAAAAUAGGCACGAAUGUCAAUCAGCAGUCCUAUUAUGUCCCUCUGUCGCAGACUAUUGCUCGUUUCCGUUUACGAACAUGUGUUCCUUUUCUUUGUGUGUGUGUUUUGUUUUAAGGAACACACAGCGCGUGAAGGACGCAUGAUUUAGCGCUAUUCAAAUACUUUACAUCCAUCCGACUGUGUAGAUUAUUGUACGCGCUGCCACUUGAAAUUUAUCAUUAAUCCUCCCCAAGUAUUCGUAAAAAUCUUUGCCUACCACCUCUCACAUCUUCCCUCCUUGAAAAAAAAAAAAAAGUGCCUUUUUUUUUCUUGUUCGUCUUCGUCGUCCUCUUUGUCUAUUCCCCUUGUUCACGAGAAAAAUUCGUUUGAUUAGAUGAAUUCACGUUAUUUUUUUUUCGGCUCGUCAGUGCACACAAAGACACACAUUUGAAAGGGGGGGGUUUUGUUGUUGUUGUUGUUGAAAAAAAAAAAAGGAAGUAAAGCGAAAAUCCUGCCAAUACUCGAGCCUCUUUCAUAACGUUUCGUUCCCGCUUCUUAAUUAAAAAGCAUGUUGAGAGAGGGAAGAAAGAAAGAAAAAAACGAAUCCUUCGGCUUCCCACCUUUUUUUUGUAUUUUUACAAAGUUUUAAGAAAGAAAAACACGCGAAAUUGGAUGCAAAACAUUUUCUGUCAACUUUCGGGCGAUGAGUAGACGAUGAGAAUCUAUUGUGAUCCUCAGGCCUUUUUUUUUUUUUGUUUUGUUUUUCUUCUUUCUUUCUUAUUAUUUCUUUUGUCAUUUUCCCUUCUCUUAAUGUCACCGCCCCCGUAUCAGCCUCAGCCACUCUCUCGUCGAACGUCUCAAGCUAGAAAGACGUGAUGCAAAGAGAUUACACAGAGCAUUAGGAAAGAAAGAAAGAAAAAGUAAAUAAGAAAUAAU